UAUCUUCAAAACAAAAUCAGCUAUAUAUAAUUGUUGUGCUUAUUAGAACCAUACAUUGACGGAACAACUAGUUGGAGCAUAGUCAAAAUGGGGAAAGUGUUACUGGCUUUUGUCGCAUGUUGCGUUGCUCAGGGAAUCUUGGGUUGCACUGAUCAUGCUGAUUGCAGCAAAUACAACAAAUCGAUUUGUUAUCAUUCUUGGUUGAAGACGAACUGCAAAAAUAAAUGUGGAUUGUGUACAGCUUCCACAUGUAAAGACUUGGUUACUACUGGACAGUGCCAAAAUUACAAAGGAUUGUGUGGCAAGAACACUUGGGUUGACAUAAACUGCAAGAAAACUUGUGGCACGUGCGCAGGAGGUGCCACUACACAACCACCAACGAAAAGUCCGACAGCAUGCACCGAUAACUCUUACUGUAAAAGAUAUCAACAAUCACAAUGUAGUCAUGCUUGGUUGAAACAAAACUGUAAAAACAAAUGUGGUUUAUGCACAGGGGCGAAAACGCAGACACCCACUCAAGGGCCAACUGCUGCUCCAGGUAGCUGCGGCAUUCCAUCUAUUAGCCAAAGUCGAGUGAUUGCGGGCGAAAAUUCAAAACAAGGUCAAUGGCCAUGGCAAAUUGCAAUGUUGAAAAACGGACGAUUCUCUUGUGGAGGUUCCUUGAUUUAUCCACAAUGGGUUGUUACAGCUGCUCAUUGUGUGCCAGGUGCACGAGCUUCUACAAUAAAAGUAGUGCUAGGAGACCUUGUUCGUGACUCGAAUAGUGGAACAGAGGAAACAAUACAAGUCGAAAAAGUGAUCUCACAUCCUUCCUACAACAAACCCACUCGUUUCAAUAAUGAUAUUGCUCUGCUUAAAUUAUCAAAGCCGGCAAAAUUAAGUCAGCACGUACGUACAGUGUGUCUGCCCAACCAAGGAGAGGAAGUUCCGGUCGGAAGCAAAUGCUACAUAUCAGGUUGGGGAAAGAUUGCACAUCCUGGCCGAUCAACCAACAAACUACAACAUGCAAGCCUAGCUAUUCUCAGUAAAACAGAAUGCGUGUCACGCAACAAAAAAUACGGUACCAUAACCGAUCGCAUGGUAUGCGCCGCCAACAAGGCUGGGAGUCGACAAUCCGGCUGCCAUGGUGAUUCAGGAGGUCCUUUUGUAUGCCAGCAACCAAACGGAAGCUGGAAAUUACAUGGUGCUGUUAGCUGGGGUUCUCCUAGGUGUGAUAUUAGCGAUGCAAGCACUGUUUUCGCUAGAGUGUCUCAACUUAGAAGUUGGAUUGAUCAAGAGGUUAACAACAAUUAAAAAUUGUAGCUGUAGUAUUUUUAAUAAAUAAGAUCACGCAAUUAAA
Molecule: messenger RNA, 1339 nt
Organism: Hydractinia symbiolongicarpus
Lineage: Eukaryota; Metazoa; Cnidaria; Hydrozoa; Anthoathecata; Hydractiniidae
Product: chymotrypsinogen A-like
Exons: 9
Coding region: 88-1293 (401 amino acids)
Biological process (GO): proteolysis
Molecular function (GO): serine-type endopeptidase activity
Source: RefSeq, a predicted model, not a curated record